This is a messenger RNA of Branchiostoma belcheri (Belcher's lancelet), 2186 nucleotides long. RefSeq lists its product as uncharacterized. The record is from RefSeq and is a predicted model, not a curated record. The coding region runs from base 232 to 1113 and encodes 293 amino acids. Lineage: Eukaryota; Metazoa; Chordata; Leptocardii; Amphioxiformes; Branchiostomatidae. The transcript has 2 exons.
ACAUGGUCAUGGCAACAUAUCUCGUGUGUGGUCUGACCGCCAGAUGUACGUGUAGAAGCCAUACACCGUGUAAAUUGUUUUAAAGGACGUCUCGUGUUAAGUGCCAUUAGUCCGACACACUCUUAGGAAAUGUCAAAGUGAUGGAAGGAUGUGACUUCUCAAGACGACAGACAGGAGGUGCGAUGCGUGAUCUAUCACCUGUGUGCGACACCUGAGGUACCACGGAUCGCCAUGAGCCCGCCACACCUGGCCAGGCCUGUCGUCUGCGUCCUGCUGCUCAGCGUCGGGCUGUCCCUGACGGCACAGGAGGAAGUCUACAGCCUUGGCCACAUCGAGGACAACCGAUGCGUCUGCACCUUCGUCGCCCCGUACAAUCAGCCCGACAGCCCGACCAAGACAGCCCGCGAGGCGCCCUCCGACUGCCCGUCCCUGGACGCGUCCGAACUGCAGCGCCUGAAAGACGACGUCGUGCUCGUGCACAGGCACCAACUGGCGAACCGCGAGCAGCUAAACACGCAAACCACGGGCAUGUUCAACCUGACGACACGGAUGCACACGUUCGAAGAAUCGCUCCGUAAAUACGCCAGGAAGCAGGUGGCACAGGACGGUAACAUGGGAGGGUUUCAGAAGGAGACGAGGAAACUGAGACGGCUGAUCACCAAGCAGAGGCAGGCCCUCGCCGGCAUGCGGUCCCGGGUGGACUCCCUGACAAACGACCUGGAACAUAUGCGGGGGGUGAACGAGCAGCUACUGCAGGAACUACAGGUACAGGCCGAGAAAAACGAGAUGCAGCGGCGCAGAUUGGAAGACCUGCGCGUCAAACACGAGGCUACGGAGACUCAGAUCCAGGAGUUUCUGUGGAUCGUCACCACGGUGUUGAAGACUGUCCCCCGCCCGGACCGGGAACAGCUCGGGGAAACAGGCGGCGACGAGGGAGACCCGAGCCGCGCCGAACCGCCCGGACACAGACCCGCGGCUCCGCCGGAAACUGCCGAGGAGAACACCGACGGCUCGGCCCAAGGGAGCGAAGUUGGCGUCGACGCCGACGAAUUCGAUGAGUUGUAUGACGACCUGUACAUAACGCCUAAACCGAGGCGAAGGCGAUUCCAAUAGGCAAAGCCAACCAUAUAAUCACACUAAACCCAGGUAUAUCCUUACGUUUCCUUAUAGACAACACUGUAAAUACCUUACAUGUCGUUAAUGACGGCCGUUUCAAACGGCAGCCAACUUUGACUCACGAACAUUAACUCCGUCAUGUGAGACAACACAGACAGAAACAUUGCCUAUUAAUUAUACCGUACCUGGCCAGCCGAACAAUUUGUACAUUCACACCACGGAAAAUAGCCAGGAGAUGAGCCGAAACUGCCCGGUAAUUAAGUAGACAUUCGACCAGGUAAGACCCUGUGGCUAGUCUCUCAGUGGGUUGACAUUAAUUAUUUCUGUCAUUAGAAAUUCCACAGAGAAUAAUUCCAGUAAGUAUACAAGAACGUGUUUAUAGAACUGACGUAUACGAUCUCUAUUAAUUUAUAUCGUUCUCUUGCACCGAAAACUGUCGUGCAGGUGUUCACUCGCUCCUAAGGGUGUUCUGAUUUCUUGUGGUGAAAAACAAAAUGGCCGCCUUCGUGUAUGUGUAUGGGAAGAACAUCGUUUGAAAAUUGAGCACAGCCACUGUGCUUGUCAUUGCUCUGUGAACGAAUUGAAGAUAGUGCGGUAACCGGGGCAUGUAACACAUUCCGCUUCGCCAAAUAUCGCUAAACGCUAAGUACUACCUAAAUAGAUUGCAAAAUAGCUACACGCGAGACCUUUGAUCUGCUAUGAUGUUAUUCUACAGCAUAUUGCCCCUGUCUUUUGUACAUAGUUCUGCCAUGUCUAGCGAAACCGACCUCUUGUGCGUUAUAAUUGUUCGCGCACCGACCUAAGUUAAUCGAUGACUGUGCUCUCCAUAUAUGGUUGAUAGAGCGGACGAGCAAAGGUAAACCGUUGCCUACGGGCCUCCUGAAGCAUUGUCUCCCCAAGCUUUGUAAGCCACUUUAAUGCCAACCUUUUUCACCCGUCUCACUACAUAAACUUAAAUAACGACUUCUGUGGCUUGGCCUCAUUAUUACCGAGUCUUCGCCCUUGUCUUAUUUAUUUCUUGCACAGAUAAAUCAGUCAGGUUGAGAGCGAUCCGUUAAGAGGGUGUCUUC